This is a messenger RNA of Aspergillus saccharolyticus JOP 1030-1, 1926 nucleotides long. RefSeq names its product glycoside hydrolase family 71 protein. The annotation marks the transcript as partial. Gene Ontology annotation, molecular function: glucan endo-1,3-alpha-glucosidase activity. The record is from RefSeq and is a predicted model, not a curated record. The transcript is spliced from 4 exons. Lineage: Eukaryota; Fungi; Ascomycota; Eurotiomycetes; Eurotiales; Aspergillaceae.
AUGCUGGCACUGCCCCCGGUGGUUCAGGCCGCAGCGGAGCGUGCAGUAUUUGCCCAUUACAUGGUCGGCACCACCGAUACUGCUCAUGCGGAGCAAGACAUCGAAGAUGCUAUUGCGAUGGGAAUCGAUGGCUUUGCUCUCAACGUCCAAUGUCCAAAGGAUUCCUUCGCCACGAGCCUGGUCAACGACAUGGCUAAAUAUCUGCAGACCGCUAAACCCGACUUUAGCAUCUUCAUCAGCAUGGAUGUGUACGCGUCCGGCAGCCCUUCGUGCGGCGCGACCCCUAUAGAUUAUGUCAGUAUGGUGCAGAAUGCCAUGAGCUCCGGAUAUUACACGCAGGUCGAUGGGAAGAUGUUGGUGAGUACCUACAGUUCCGGUGGAGGCACCUGGGAGACUUGGAACGAGUUCAAGAACCUGGUGGCUGUAGCCGGCGAUGGUGACCCGGGCUAUGAGGUGUAUUGGGUCCCUGACCUGGAUGACACCGACGGCUACUGGGAGAGUGAUGGCGGCUGGUGGUACUACUGGGGCAAUCUCACCGAUGGAGUCUUCAGUUGGGAGUCCGCUUGGCCGGCCCUCGGCCAGCAGGCGUCGGCCCAGACGGGGGGUGUUGGAGGUCUGGCCCGGGAUCAGGUCAUUAUUGAUGCUGCGGAGCAAGAGGGUGUCUCCUACAUGAUUCCCUUGAGUCUCAUGCAGUAUAAGAACUCGUAUGCGACCAACGUCUAUCGUCAGGGAGAAGAGAACUUUAUCCAACGCAUGCAUGAUAUCUUGGGAGUGACGAGCGAGACUCUGCGGUUCGUGGAGUACAUCACCUGGAAUGAUAGUCCGGAAGGCCAUUACAUCGGCAAUGUCUGGCCGGAGCAGAACACCGACGUGGCGCCCAACAACUAUGCCAAUACCACCAUCUGGCCCCACACAGGCUUCCAGCCCAUCAUUCAGUCCUUUGCGACCGCCUUCAAAGCGUAUCAGAGUGCAUCAGACAUGCGGCCCCAGAAUGGAAACGACGCGGUCGGCGCCAUCUGGUACCACACGCUCGCCUUCGAUGAUACCUGUCCCUUUGAAGGCAUUGGAGAGUAUACGUUCUGGGACAAACCUGCAGGCUAUGACACCUUUUCCCUGACCACCCACUGGGCCAUUGUCCUGGAUGAUACGGUUGACGGAUAUGCCCCGAGUGACCUGGAGCUCAUUAUCACGACCGCUACUGACGAUCAAGUUGUGGUGAGCGAUUUGAGCGCCGGGCUGAAUUUCGCACAGGGGCCAAAUGUCAACGGAGGUAGCAGUGUUUCCAUGAUCCUGGCGCCAAAGUCUGGGAGCACGGUUCUCUACACAGCCUCUGGCGGCAAAUGCCCGGCGUCAAGCUGCCUGGAGGGAUUCUACAACCUGAAUUACCAGGUCUUGCCGCUGGUCAAGGGUGAUACCACCACCGGUUGCACCUACGAGGAGACCGUCCUGCGGUACACCCCGUUGAACACCACCGCCAAUGUGACUAUUGAUUGCGACUAUGUCAAGACCUCGCUAUCGGCGGUGGACGCGUGGAAAACAAGUCAGGCUGGCCUGGCUAUGGAAUUCGAGAUCACUCGGCAUGCACUAUCAACCAGCCAUGCUCUUACCACCACCCUGGCCAACAUCGACACACACUUCACGAAUUUCACUUCCAUCGGCACCACCGAUUGUGCGGAUAUCAACGACGACAGCUCCUGCCAGCUGCGCGACACCUGUCCGUCGGUCAAUGACUACGUGCCCUACUUUUUUGCUCAACGUUCCUUCUCCAUCUUCCAACGGUGUCUGCGCGAGAUGUCCACCGAUGUCUUCGAAGAGGGAUUCAUUUCCGCACUGAGUAUCAACAGCCUAGUCCAAGACGUCACCGCGUAUCUCACCCCCAAGAGCGACGAAGCGGAGAUUGUCAAGAUCAUGGGGGCUCUGGCGGCG